Daldinia decipiens is the source of this 1206-nucleotide messenger RNA. RefSeq lists its product as uncharacterized. The coding region runs from base 45 to 1082 and encodes 345 amino acids. The transcript has 7 exons. The record is from RefSeq and is a predicted model, not a curated record. NCBI's taxonomy places the organism in Eukaryota, Fungi, Ascomycota, Sordariomycetes, Xylariales, Hypoxylaceae.
CCCUUCUCUAAAACCAUAUUUCAUCCCCUUCUAAUAGUGUUUCCAUGGUUCAAAGUCAACAGCCAACAAUAUGGGGGUUGGGAAUCGCAUUCCCUAUUAUUGCUAUUAUUUCUGUUAUGCUUAGGUUUCAGGCUCGCCGAAUCAAAGGCCAAAAGUUGGAGUCUGAUGAUUGGACCAUCCUGGUAGCUCUGAUAUUUAGCAUUGGUGUCACAAUAGAUAUUCUCAUUAUGACCCAGCAAGGCGGUUUAGGAACCCAUCAACAAUAUGACGAUGACGGAUAUCCGCUGGAUCCCGAAUCCACGGUAAUCUUCGGCAAGACAACAUAUGCACUUGAGAUAUUAACAUUGCCAGCAGUAGGACUAACCAAAAUCAGUGUCCUCCUGAUGUAUAAACGUAUCUUCACAACUCCAAGAUUUAGGACAAUGACUUGGAUUCUCGUUGGUCUUACAAUCGCUUGGACGAUAGCAUUUGCCUUUGCCUUUGUGUUUUCAUGUACACCGAUUGCUUCGCAAUGGAAUCUCGAACUCGAGUCCACCUGUGUCGACCAGGAGGCACUCUUUACCACCGCAUUAGCUAUAGAUGUCACUACAGAUUUUACGAUCCUCUUCCUACCAGUUUAUAAAAUUUGGCUGUUACAGAUGCCGUUUGCGCGAAAGGUUUCGAUCAUAUGCAUAUUCCUCCUUGGUGGUUUAGUUAGUAUUGUCGGCAUUAUUCGGAUUCACUUUUUAACCCAAAUCAACUCUGACUCCGAAGAUCCUACCGAGGUAGAUGGCAAUUCCGUCCUCGAAGACUCUGCCGAGAUAGAUGGCACGUGGAUAUAUACGCAAGUUUUCUACUGGACCAUCAUCGAGACUCAUGUGGGUGUGUUAAGCGCAUGUCUCCCAACCCUUCGUCCCAUCCAGGAGCAAAUUGUCCUCAAGUUCUCCUUCUCCAACCUGCGCGGGUCAGCCGCGCGCCUCCUCUCAUUAUCCAAUGGCAAGGCAAGCAAGGCUCGUAACAGAUCCAUGGAAGAAGGCCUAACCUUGGACAAUAUAGAGGUUUCGCAUACCUCUGAGGAAUCAAGAGCCCCGCAUCAUUUUUAGAGAUUUUUCCUAUUAACAUAGUAGUUAGCGGGUAUGACUUUUCCAUAGCUGAUCGCAAUUGAUUAAUAAUAAUAUCUAAAAUAAUAUCUAAAGUUACUUGCUACCUUGCCUAGGAGAAGAAAUU